Molecule: messenger RNA, 2433 nt
Organism: Linnemannia hyalina
Lineage: Eukaryota; Fungi; Mortierellomycota; Mortierellomycetes; Mortierellales; Mortierellaceae
Source: the annotation of a GenBank genome assembly
AUGGCGUCCCACUUGUACAACCUCCGUGAUACCGGAAAGACCCACCACUACGACCUCCGGGACACGACCGUCUCUGCUACCAAGGACCAGAUACUCCACUCGACUGCCGACCAGCACCAGCACGAGCAGGCUCACGCUCACGCUCAAGCUCAAGCUCAAGCUCAUGCUCAUAUCCAAGGACAAGGAGAGGGACAGCGACAGGGACAGGGAGAGGGACAGGACCACACCCAAAAGUCGCACACUGGUCACCACCAACAGCACCACCAACAGCACCACCAACAGCGCGACCACCCGUCGGUUCAGCUUGCAACUGGUGCUGAGGCUACCCUCGAACAUCCAGUUCACCCCGAGCACGAUCCUACUGGGAAAUACAUCUUCAACCAACGGACACACAUCAGCCAAGAGAACAACAACAUCCCCUUUCUCAAAUUCGCACACACCAACAAUAUCAAGGCGCUCGCCCAAAACCACGUUCACCACCAUAACGGAAGCAGCAAAUCCGCAGACCAUCUCUCUUCUACCACCACCAACAACAGCAGCAACAUAAUGGCAACGAACAAGGAUCGCCCUUUGCCCGUACCCGGUAAAAUCAGCAAAUCAGAGCGAAAGCGCAGGAAUAAGCAGGGUGGAUCCGCGGCGGUGCUCGGGAGUGGGAGUGGGGAUGUAGACAAGUACUCGUCCUGGUCGCGGGAUGAGCUCCUUCACAGGAUUCGGGAACUCGAGAGUGGGACUGGUUCGAGCAAUGGACCUUCGAAUGCGACGGCGAUUCCUGCGCACUUGAUGUCGACGGACUCUUCGUCGAGUCCUGGAUCGAUGGCGUCGACCGAUAACGAGUCCGAGGCGACUUCAUCCACCCCAGUCUACUCUACGAUCGAAACCCCCAAGCGUAAGGACCGUCGCCCCUUUGAUUUCUCCAAAUACGCCAAACGUCAUGUUGCUUUCCGGGUUGCCUACUUUGGAUGGCCGUAUGGAGGAUUCGCGUCGCAGGGGAUGAACGAGAUCAAGACGGUCGAGUCAGAGUUGUUCAACGCGCUGUUGGCGGCCAGGAUUAUUGAGGACCCUUUGGAUUGCAACUACUCGAGAUGCGGUAGAACCGAUCGAGGCGUUAGUGGAUUAGGUCAGGUCAUUGCUUUGACUGUUCGUUCUGCCUUGCCCAAAUCUUCGCCACAUGUCAUCCGCUCAGAGGGCGAUGGAUUUGUCCCCGAGACAAAGGAUCCUGCAGAUGAGGGACUGACACAGGAGGAACUGGAGGCCAAGGCAGGAGUCUACUGGAAGCGCGGGAUCAAGCGUAACAAGGACGGCAGUGUCUUUGGCGAGCUGGCGUACCUCAACAUCGUCAACCGUCUCUUGCCCCCAGACAUCAGGAUCAUUGCCUGGGCACCCGUUGCCGAGGACUUCAACGCUCGGUUCCACUGUUCCUGGAGACAGUACAAGUACUUUUUCCCCAAGGGCAUUAUCGACAUUGAGAAGAUGCGGGCGGCGUCGCUCAAGUUCUUGGGCACACACGAUUUCCGCAACUUUUGCAAGUACGAUUCCUCCAAGACGAUCGAGAACUAUGACAGGACCAUCCACGAGAUCUCGAUCGAGACUGUCCCCGAACACAACUUCCCCGCCAAGAAGAGUCGAGAGUUUUACCAAUUGACGUUGAAGGGAUCGGCGUUCUUGUGGCACCAGGUCCGGUGCAUGAUGUCGGUUCUGCUGUCGGUGGGCCAGGGGUUGGAGGAGCCUGAGGUGAUUGACCAGCUCAUGGACGUGCAGAAUUGUCCUGCCAAGCCCAACUACGACAUGGCCUCUGAUCUGCCUUUGGUGUUGUACGAUUGCCACUUUGAGAACAUCGAGUGGCAGCACCAGACCGAAGUCGAUUUGGUCAACGACAUUACGCCGCUGAGACUGUACCGCGCGAUGGAGGAUCAAUGGUCGUGCUAUGUGACCAAGUCGCUGAUGUACUCGCGGAUGUUGGAGCAGCUCGAUCAGGCAAUGUUGAUCAACUUGCCUGAACCCGGUCAGUCGAUCAAGUUGGGCGAGUAUGCUGAGCAGAACGCUGAGAAGGAGAACAAUAUCUCCCUUGGUGGAGAUCUCCGCAUGUUCAUGGGCAAGCGUUACUCCCAGUUGAUGCAACGCCAAAAGUGCCUGCCGACCGAGGUCAAGAACAAGAAGCACCAGGAGCGCAAGAGGAUCAAGUUGGCGUUGGCUGAAAGUGAGGCCAACAGCGAGAACAACAGCGAGAACAACAGUGGGGCCAGCAGUGAAGUCAGUUCGCCUGCUCCUGCUAGUGUCGAGACUUUUGCCAAGACUGUUGUUGAGCCUUCGUCCCUUGGUACUUUAGCUUCUACACCCGCUGAGGAGGAGACAAAGGGACAGGAACAGGAUUCAUCAACGACGACGACAGCUGGGGAGAGCGCUGAAACGGACAGCAAGGCACUCCAGGCGUAG